Molecule: messenger RNA, 11507 nt
Organism: Bicyclus anynana (squinting bush brown)
Lineage: Eukaryota; Metazoa; Arthropoda; Insecta; Lepidoptera; Nymphalidae
Product: influenza virus NS1A-binding protein homolog B
Exons: 12
Coding region: 226-2313 (695 amino acids)
Molecular function (GO): protein binding
Source: RefSeq, a predicted model, not a curated record
UACGUUCAACCAUUUUUAAUCUGUAUUCUGGUUAAUUUUUAUUUAUUAAAUUUCAAUUUUCAAAACAAGGCGCGUUGAGUGAGUGCUUGUUAAUGUUAUUAACUUGUCGUGUUGAUAUUUCUUGAAGCUGCCAGCUGGUUUCACGGCGUCUCCAGUGAUAACGUGACGGCGUAGCGCCGUGCCGGCUUGGCUCACCGUCCACGCUUCAUCACGAUUGCCGGCAUCAUGAAACCACGCGACGAUUACAGGAACGGCGACGGCGGAGCUACGUCAUCGGCGUCCCGUUCUGAUGACAGCGACAGUGAAGAGGCGAGCGCCCUCGAGCAGGAGCUGCAGUUGGACGAUCCCGAGGCGCCCGCGCGCACGCUCGCCGCGCUCAAUGCACUGCGGAAAGCGAGGCAGCAUUACGAUGUGCUGCUGGCGGCGGCGGGGGAAGAGGUGGCAGCACACCGCGCCGUCUUAGCGGCUGUGUCCCCAUGUCUGCUGGCCAUGCUGGGCGAGCCGCCGCCCACCGCCGCUCCGGUGACGCUGCGCCUGCCCGGCGUAGACGCGGACGCUCUACGCGAGCUGGUGGAGUACGCGUACACGGGGCGCCUGCGUGUACGCGAUACAGCGGCCGCACGCCGUGCGUACUGCGCCGCCGCCCGCCUGCGUGUGGAGCCUGUACGAGCGCACCUUGCUGAGCGGUUACUGCGUCACCCCACGCCUGGUGACUGCCUUGCUUUGCGCGCGCUGCCCGAUCUUUCGCCGACGCACCGCGCGCUGCUCGACGCGUACAUUGCUGAGAAUUUCGAUGAGAUAUGUUCGAGCGGUGCGCUCGCGGCGCUGCCUCUGAUCCGCAUCGAGCUGUUGCGCGAGACGAGCGCGGAGGGCGGCGAGGAGGCGCCCGCCGCUGUGGCCGACGCGGCGCUCGCCUGGCUGCGCGACCACCACGCCGCUAAUAUCGACUUGGACGAGCUGUGUUCGCGCACGCACCUGCUGUUCGUGGACGGGUCGGGCGCGCUGCGGGACUGCGGCGAGCUGCCGGCCGCCACCGGGGACGCGCCCGAGCUGCAGGAGUACCGCCGCGAGCGGGAGCGCGAGCGAGCUACGCGCCGCCGGGAGCGGGCUGGGGCCACGCACGUGCCGGAUGACGACCAUGUACAGGCAGCGCCGCAGUCGCAAAGCGCGCAGUCGGAGUGCACGGUGAUAGCGGCGCGCGCGGGCGCGUGCGGCGUGACGCGCGCCGUGGUGGCGCUGCGCGGGCGGCUGGCGGCGGCGCGGGCGGCGUGGCGCACGGGCGGGGCGGACGGGCCGCGCGGGGGCAAGUUAGCGGCGGAGGGUGCGGGGCGAUCACGCGCGCAUAUGUCGGUGGGACGCUGCGCGGUGGGAGCGGCGGUGCUCGGCGAGCGCCUCGUUGUGUGCGGCGGCUACGACCGCGUGCGCGUGCUGCGCGCCGCGGAGGCGUACGACCCGCGCACCAACGAGUGGACGCCGCUGCCCGACAUGAAGCGGGCGCGCGCGCGCUUCCCCGCCGCACGCCUCGGGAGCGCUCUCUAUGUGUUCGGCGGCUCCGAUGGACAGACCGAGCUGGACUCCGUUGACGUGUAUGAGGAGAAUGACGCCGGCGGCGGUGCGUGGCGCGCGCGCGCAAAGAUGCCGCUGGCGCGCUCGUACGCGGCGGCGGCGGCGGACCCCGCGCGCGGCGCGCUCUACGUGGUGGGCGGCUGGGCCGGCGGCCGCAGUCUGCGCGCCGUGCACCGCUACGUGCCUGAAACAGACACAUGGAGCGAGUCGUCAGCGCUGAACACGGGCCGCUCGCAGUGCGCGGGCGUGGUGUGGGAGGACGCGCUGUGGGUGUUCGGCGGCUGCGACACGUGGAACUGCAUCGCGUCCACGGAGACGCUGUCGCUGAAGGACGAGGGCGCUGUGUGGGUCGAAGGUCCGCCACUAGGAACCGCGCGGCGUUCAGUAGGCGCGGCAGUGUGGCGCGGGCACGCGGUCGUAGCGGGCGGGUCGGCGGGCGCGGCCUCCUUGCGAGACACGGCCUUCUUGUCCCGCGGCGACGCUGCAUGGAAGGCCGGGCCUAUGCUGCGUAGGCCUCGCGCCGCGCCCGCACUGGUCGCGCUCGACGAUGUACUGUACGCUGUCGGCGGCUUCUCGGGGAAAGACUUCCUGGCGUGCGUCGAGUGUUUGUACGAGCCGGACGGACAGUGGACGACUCUGUGCGCACCGCCGGCGCCAGUGUCGCCUCUCAGCAAGUUGGAUGAUCAUCCGUCUGAACAUACACAAAAGGAGAUCGUCCCGCAGGAGAACGGGUUGAGCCCGCAGUGACGUCACGCGCCCGUUCGCCACACAUUCCACGCGUCCCCUCUCUGUUAACAGCAUUUACCUCAGAGUAACGGUCAUGUCAUUGAGUUAGCAUAUAUUUACGUAUAGCACGCGGCCUGUAAGUUGAACUAUGCGCAGUGAGUUUGGCGAUGUGUUGGUGAUACGCGUAACCAUAGCAACCUUCACGCCAUUACAAUCGCUUGCGAAAUUCUGAAUUAUUUAACGUAUUUAAUGUACCUGGCAACCACGGAGGACGGUUCCAACACUUUGUCUGUAGUUGUAAAACUGACAUUAUGGUUCAACUUACUUGCCGGGGUCUAUACUAGGAAGUUUGAUUUGAAUGUCAUUGAGUUAGCAUAUUUACGUAUAGUACGCGGCUUGUAAGUUUAACUAUGCGCAGCAACACAUUUUAAGGGUGUUCGCAGCGAGCUGAUAUGCGUAACCAUAGCAACCUUCACGCCAUUACAAUCGCUUGCGAAAUUCAACUUACUUGCCGGGGUCUAUACUAGGAAGUAUGAUUUGAAGGGAAAAGCCAGAUUAAUUUUGGACUACAGCGAGAUUAAAAAAAAAUGUGAUCACAUUUUUAAAUAUUUUAAUAUUUAUUAUUAAAUAUUUUACACUUUUCGAUACUUAAAAUAUUUAUUAAUUAUUUUAAGAAUCGAAAUGUGUAAAGUUAACGGCAAACCGAGGAAUAUGAACCCUAUUCCUCGGUUUUAAGUUCCGAAUUUGUUUGCAGCUUUAUUUGGUGUAUAUUGAUGAUUUAUUACUUGUCAUGACAGUUUUUGGGUUACAUGUAUCAUAAUUACUUAUUGCUGUAUACAAUUUAUUAUUUUAUAUUUCACUAAUGAAAUUGAAAUAAAAUAUACUAUUUUUAUAAAAGUAAAGUAAUAUUUUAAAGUUUUACUAUUGCACGAUAAUUAUAUGUAUUCAAAAAGGUAAAGAUUUUCUCGAUUUCGGCAGUUUUUUAAAGUAAGCAUUUUAUCUAAUGCAUUUAUUGUUAAUAUUUUAUAUACUUAUUAUAUUUAUAUGUAUAUUAUAUAGUGUUCGUGAACCUUUACUUUUCACUCUAUAAAGGACACUUGUGGUGGUUUUAUGCACUUGUCUUUUCACUGAUAUAUCGACUGAAAGGUUUUAUAUGAGUAUGUUUUAUUGUUCGUCUUAUACAGGGUGCUCGGGAGUAUUUUCCAUAAUUUCAAGGUAUUAACGAGACCGAGUAUUUAUAGGAGCCGAAGUGCAUAACUAAUAUUUUUUUUAACUAAAAAGUAAAAACUUUCAUGUUUUCAUACAUACCUGAUAAUGAUUGUUCUUGGUUUUUCUUCUCUUUUGUUUGUAAAUUAUUUUUUAACGAUAUUUAUCAAUGAAUAAGUUUAUAUAUAAUAGGAAUACGGAUGCUAUAUAAGGUACACAAUUUAAGAUCUAUUUACAAAAGAAACAUUUUUUACUUCAAAAAUAUUCAUUAUAGAAUACAUGUUUCUUAGACAUUUUUUAUUAAAUUUCCUUAGAGAAUAUAACCCUAGAGUUAUGGGAAAUUUUCCCGAGCACCCUGUAUUGAUAAUAAAUAGCAUUCCAACAAAAAAUAUUAUUACUAAUAAUAUAAGUAUUAUACUCUUAAUAUCAUUGUUACUCUGAGGCAUUUACAAUAUAAAGAUUUUAUAUAGUAGGAACUGUUUGCGUAUCGUCUCCGUCGCCAUAUUUCGGGACGCGAUUAGUAUUUUAACCUUGAGUAUUAUAUUUAAUGUUUUAGAUAAAAUUAGGAAUUGUCAUAAAAAAAAUUCCCGUCACAGAAAUUUUAGCAAUAAAGCUAUUGACACAUUAGCCCGCACCGAACUUAAUUUUAACUACAUUUUUAUUAUGAAAACUAAAUUUGGAGCGAAACGUAAAUUAUAUUGAUUGGUUAUUUCGGUGGGGUACUGUGUGAUCAAAUUAUGGUGCAUUUUCAUUGGUCGAUAACUCGAUCGAUAAGUGACAUGAGUGAUUUCUGCAUAAGAGAUGAAAAAUCAUCAGUAAACCCUUAAUAGCUCAACGGUAAAAGCGAUCAGAAUCAUCAUCGAGGGGUGCUGGUUCGAUCUCCGCUGUGUUGGUCUAUUGUCGUACCCACUCCUAAUACAGUCUUUCCCGACUAGUUGGAGGAGAAUGGAAAUAUGGGUCAUUUAAAAAAAAAUGGCAAAUAUUAAAAAAAAAACAUGAAACCUCGUAUUGGUUAUGAAACGAGAGAUAGUUGCGUGCGAAGUUCUUGUCUCGCUUGAACAAACAAUCAGUGAUGUGCCUUGUGAUUAUCGAUAUUUGUGGAUUAUCCAUAAUUUCUCGCACUUGUUUAUCGACCAAUGAAAGUUACCUAAGCAAAUAGGGGGAUACUGGUGUUAUUAAUAAUAGGGCUACUAAGAUACUCUUAAAAUUAACAUCAAGUAUAUUAUGUGAAUGUUAGGUGUUUUUGUGUCGGGAGUUUAAAAAUGUAAUUAUUAUCAGCCGUGCGCUAUUGAACCUACCUCAAAAUUUAUCGUGGACCGCGCACUGCCUUGGUGACUACCAACUUCUAUAAUUUCGGCAUAAUAGGGUAGUUGAUUCAUAUCAAAGGGGAAUGUCCAUUCCCGGCCCAGACCUUUCGUCCCCGCCCCCCACUUUACAUAAAACUAAAAAAUACUUGAUAAUUUUUGUUUAAUAAUGAAUAAAUUACUUUAUCCAUAGCGGUUUGCUAUAACUUUCCCCAAAAAAUAAGUUUCGCAACGAUAUUUGACAAUAUGAUAGUUGUUGCAUGACAUUUUUGAAGACACGAACAUGAACAGUGUUGCCAGCUAAGUGAUUUAUUUGGUUUAAUCAAUAUUUUAACCGAAUAAUAAUAAUCGAUCUUUAUCUACAACAAAAUCACCUGCAAAAGCAAAAGUUGUAAUAGAUUAUAAUGUUUUUGAUUAUAAUAUCUGCCUCACUCUUUAAAAACCAUUGCAUAGUCGACAUUAUAAAACGUUUCUUGAUAUCAAAGUACCUAUUAUAUUUUUCGCAAUAAUCAACCACUAAGAACUCAUCUGAUUUUUUUAGUUUAAUCGAUAUUUAAAUGGAUAAUAAUAAUAAUCGAGCAUAACAUUAAGAACAUAGGAUCACUGCGUAGAAACAUUACCAACUACGCCAUUUAAAUACUAUCUAUACUAAUAUUAUAAAGCUGGAGAGUUUGUUUUUUAAUCUCAGGCACUACUGGUCCGAUUUGAAAAAUUCUUUCAGUGUUAGAUAACCCAUUUAUCGAGGAAGGCUAUAAGCUAUAUAUUAUCUCCGCAUUCCUACGGGAACGGGAACCACGCGGGUAAACCGCGCGGCGUCAGCUAGUAUAAUAUAUAAUAUGAGUAGUAGCGCAAGCCCGUAACUUCGGCGCGUGCAAUGCGGUUUUUUUAUACAAUUUUUCCAUACUCUAUAUAAGCUAGCUACACGAUCGGCCAACGCGCAAGCUACAGCUAUACUAAGCUGAUAUAAAUAAGUGGUCAAAAUGGUCUUAAUAGUUGAUAUUCAAUCCCUUUCUUCCGAUAACUUUAUCCUUUCAUUCGAUCUAACUAAAACAAAUUCUAUAUAUUUCUAUGUAUGUAUGUAAUAGUAUACAUAUUGUAGAUAAUAUAUUAUGUUUACAUAAUACAUUGACAUAAAAUUGCAGGCGUCCGCAAUUUUGUCCGGGUGAAAACGCAAUAUCAUGACAAACUACUUGUAUAAACCUUCUUCUUGAAUCACUUUAUUUAUUAUUGAAAACCAAUAAAAACCAUUGCGUCGUGUAAAAGAUGGUGAAAACAAUGACGUGUUAUUCUAGUAAUAAAAUUAUUCAAUUAGAAAUCGAUACGAAGUUAUUCGAUUUUUCGUGUUUCGUAUGGCAACAUCGAUUUGACUUUUGGACAGAUAAUCUGUUGAUGUCAAUAAUUGUCAAUGUCAUUCUCAUUUUAAUAAUUAGUUAAUGUCAUUGAAUUAAUUUACUGAUUUUGUCUGUUUUCUGUUUACCUUCAGUAUUUUUUGAACCGAAUUAUAAUUUUUCAAACCACAGCUAUAAUAUAAAUAAAACUUGCACGAAGUUAAAUUCGAAAUUCGAAUAAUGUUGACCCUGAACCGGAAAAAUUACAAGUUUAUUUCAGCUCUCAGAUAUAAAUACAAGAGGACAUUUACGCUGCAUUAAUCAAUGUUAAUAUCAAUAUUAAAAUUAUUAUAGUUGGCAUCAAUUGUCAAUAAAAUGUCACGAAAAUACGAAUACAUUCUGUUUGAAACAUGCUCGUAAACAAGUACACAGCAGGUGCAGGCAGCAUAAAUAAUGUUUGAUCCAUUUUUAAUGUGAAAAACGAUUAUUAUUAAUAAGAAAUAAUAUGUAUAACUUUAAUAAUUUUUGUCAUGUUAUUGUGUCAAGUCACAACAGAGUGUAGUUUCCCAUAUAAGUGUUGAAGUGUCGCUCAGUGUAUUUUUAUGACUAACCAAUAUUGCUGUAUUAAAAAGUACAUUUACUGUGUAAUUACUGACGUAAAAGGAAUAACAUCUAGUCAGAUGUAGGACAGCACAUAGGUUUUCUUGCAUUGUUGAUGGUUUGUUCAAGCAAUAUUUAGUGCAUAGAAGUAUUAUAGUAUAUUUAUCCUACUUUCCUGAUUAAUAUUAAAUGUGAACUGUGAGUUUGUAUGUCAGUUUGCUACAUUUUCAUACCCUAAACCAAUUUUAAAACAGUAAUAAAUUGUGCAUACUAGAGAAUUAUCUUAAUUCUCUGCGUGUGUGAAGUCUGCCAAUCCGCAUUGGGCCAGUGUGGUGGACUAUUGGCCUAACCCCUAUCAUUCUGAGAGGAGACUCGAGCUCAGUAGUGAGCCGAAUAUGGGUUGAUGAUGACAACGAAUAAAUUGUGGAAUAACAUAACAUUAUUAAAUCCACUAAGUAAACCAAUUUUAAAACUCUGAUUAAAUUAUUUGCUGGAUUUUCAUAUUUUAUUACUAUUUCAGUUAUCCAGAGUCAUCCCAAGUUUGUCAAAAUUGCUGGAAAACGACUGAUAAAGCAGCAUCUUGCUCAACUGAAGAACAGAAAAUAAUUAUGUAAUAGUGACAAACACUCCAAAUCAAUGUUGUUUUCCUCGCUGUAAUACAUUUGUAAAUUCAUUUAUUUACAGUGCUUGUAAACUAAGCCUUGGUUUUGCAAACAAGCACUUUUGAAAUAAUAAGGUUGACUAUUUGUCCAUCUCCAGACAGACAGAAAGAAAGAAAGAAAAUAUAUUUAUUACUACAUUAUGCCACACACCACAAUUAUUUAAGAAUAAUACCCUGCGAUAUGUGGCAUAACCUAGAAAAAGGUCCUAGCUCAGCAUAUUGCUGUAUGCUCCCCAUAAACAAAGAACAUACAGCGCUGAUUUUCAGCUAGGACCCAGUUCUAAGUGCCACCAUGAAAACAGGCAACAUAAACCUAUAUUUAAAGCAAAACCAAAUUAAAACUUAUAACUAGUUUAAAAUAUAUAAAAAAGAACAAAAAGAAAAAUUAUAUAACAUUAAAGUACCUACAGUAUUAAAACCAACAAUCAAAUUUAUUCCCAAGUUUAAUAACUAUACUAUUAUUAUUUAGUAUUUACUUACUAUAACUACAUAAUAAAUAAAAAAAGAAAAAGAAAAAGAAUAUUUAUAUAAAAAUGUAAUAUGAAUGAAUAAUUACUAAAUUUGUACAUUAUUAAAUAUAAUAUUGAUUACACAUAUAAGUUACACAUAGUAUAAUAUAUAAAUAUUUGCUAUAAGAAAGAAAACUCCGCCACAUGAUGCUGACAUGAUGACAGACAGACCUCACCAGAUAGGAAGACAAGUUCUGCUGAGGAGUGUCAGCAAGAAACUCAACAGUCACUCUUUUUUAGAAAAGUAAUACAAUAUUAUAAUUUACAAUUGUUAACAUCAUUACAAUAAUUUCUUCUAGUAGAAGCUGAUCUAAUGGCCUCCAAGUAGUGGUGUGCACUUCAUACAUGCAUUAAAGUACUGCAUAUCCUAAGAGUUGUCUUCAUUAGUAAAUACAGAUUUUUCCACUUUGCUUAAUUUUAUUACUAGUGCAUACCCUGACCGACAACCAUAUGCACGCCACUGCCUGGUUGGUUGGUUGUUUCAUUUAUUGAUUUAUUUGUUAAGCUUGUUGGUUACAUAAAACAAUAAAUCUAUUCAUGUACAGCUUUAAUGUUACUUCAUCUCCGGUGUACUUUUUGAGCAGUGAGAGUGAUAAAAUAAAAUAUUUUUUUUUAUGUCUAGCAAACUUUUAUUAAAAAAAUUAUUUAACCAAAUCCUUAUUUAUACAUCAUAUUAUCAUCUCCAUAUACUUUUAUGGGGGGGCGUAACUGGGUUUCUUGGGCCAAAGUUGUAUGGGCUGGUGGACAUUCCCCUUUAAUAUAAACAAUAUUAAUUUCGCAUGGAAUAAGGGUUCGAAAUAUAUCGAUCUUAAUUAAUAAAAGUUAAGGAUUUCAUAGAAAACUUAAUUUGAAAAUAAUGUAUUUUAUAAAUUUUUCUAAACGUCAAAAACGCUAUUAUGUGACGUCACAAUGUUACUUGAUGUACUAAAGCGAUAAACGUAAAACUAAUAAUUUUGACAAACACUAAUCCGUUUGGUUUAGUGUUUGUCAAAAUUAUUAGGUUUAGUGUUAACUUGACGUCAUGUAACGAUAAAGUAUCAUCCAUAGACCAUAGGCAUAGACCAUCAUGGCCGAUAGCGUUUUGGCUCGUAUUGUUAAAAAAAAAUUAACAAUUAAAAUUUUUAUGUAUUCACUUCUCGAAAAUAUAUGAUGAUUUUUUUCAAUAUAGUUGAACGAUAAUAAACAUCUAUUUUCAUAAAAUACAUACUAUAUUUGACCAAUAAUAUAUUUUGUCCGAAUUUAUAAUUUUAUUUUAUAGCAAUGAUCGAAAGAAAACCACAAAUUCAACCUAUUUUUACUGACACACACAAAUAGGACAAAAAUAUAUCUGCUAUAAUAUUACGAGUAUAGCCAGUUUCUUCGAAAAUUCCAUUAUACUACCUACUUCGGAAAAUAUCCAAUUCAUAGACUAUAGAAGUUGAUGGUCAACAAAACAGUGCGCGCGGUCUACGGGUCGAUGCCUUUACACGCAUUUUUAUAAAACUUUAAUUAUAAUCGCCUGGGAUCAUUGGUGUUUUAUAUUUAACCGCAAAUUUAUAUAUUUAAUGGUGUUUGUUAAAUGCAAUUCUAAACAAAAUUUACAGGUCUAAAAGUAGUGCAACACAAUUUGGUUUUUAUGAUUGACAUUGGACAACACUAUUUAUUAAACCUGUCAAUUUAGUUCAGGAUUUGUAAAACAGAAUUAGCGUCGAUGUUAUAGAAUUCAUUGUGAAGAAAUGUGAGAUGAUUUUAAUUUGUAUAUCGUGAAACCUUACAGUGAAUGCUCCAUAUAGAUAUAAGAUAUUUAAGCCUUGAUUUAAUUGUAGAUUUAUUCCUUUAAAUCGCAUAAUAUUGUAAUGAAAUUAACUGUGCAUUCCAUAUGUACCAAUGUUACUUUUAUAUACUAACAUGCAUUAUUUUAUUCGUUGGAAGCAUUUUAACUGAUUUUAGAAUAUUAUCUGGCACAAUUAAGUCAUUCCCACGUGUUGAAUUGUUUUUUCCAUGAAUUUAUUGAAUUUGUAUGACAUUUUCGAUGGUCAUUUAUACAGAUUUGUAUAAAAAUCUAAUAUACGUGUGUGUAUGAUUCUCGAUUAUAUUAAAGUAUUUUAACGAUUCGUCCAAAAUAUUUUAAUUUACUAUUUAAUAUAAACUGUUUCUGACCUUGAAUUUAUAAUAUUUCAUGGAUCCAUUGAUUUCAAGGUGAAAUACACACACGCAGUAUGUGCCAAACUUCUAGUCCUCUCUGUAGUUGCAACUAGGGUUGCCAACCGUACUAUAAUAUAUAGUAUUGUAGUAUAUUUCGGGUCUGCGUACUACAUACUGUUGAAGAAAUAUAUAGUACGCAAAAAUACUUUAUUUUUUACAUAUUAAAUGUGAAAAAGCAUGUCGCGCUCAUAGUUUUAACAAAAAAUUCUUAAAAAAUGUAAGAAAUAAAUGCUAAUAAAUACAGUUUUUAUAAAAAUAAAUAGGCAACAAAUAUAAGUAAUAAUCUUCGUCUAAAAAACUACUAAUACUAUAUUUUCUUUAUGUGUACUAUAUAUUUAGACCUUAAAUCUAAAUAUAUUUAUAUAUUAUAUUUUGCUGAAAAAAUGUUGGCAACCCUAGUUGCAACACGCCGAAGUGCACAUACAUUAUAGCCCUGAUGGGAUAAGCCUCGUUUUCGGAACAGAAUCGAAGUUUUGCACAUACUAUACCCCAUUUAUAGAUUUCCGAUUAUUAAAAGCCUUCCCAUCUAAAUCUUUGAAAGAAUGCUUCGGAAAACUAUGUUUAUUAUAUUUUGUUGCACCCCACAUUAUUUUUUUUAAAAGACUUUAGUAAAUGCAUUCUAUUACAAGGAAUACCAUUCCUUGUAAUAUAAUGCAAUAGAAUGUAAUAGAAUGUCUUUUUUAAGAUAUUUUAAUAACAUUCCUUUCAUUUUAAAUCUAAUAUUCAUGUUCUGUUAACACUAAAUAAUAGAUGAAUUUAAUCAUCAGAAUCGUAAAAACUACCAUAAAAACAUUGUUUUUUUUUUAAGAAAAAAAUAUUAUGUCUACGAGUAUGUGUACUCAACUUGACAGAAUUUCGCCCUAUAUCUGUAAAACAUCUUGAUAGUUUAAAUGACACAAUGCUAUGAUUGAAGAAAUUCGAAAAUUCAGUAUUUUUUUUAAUUUGCGAGGUACUGAAAUUUCAAUUGCAAUCCUCGAUCGAAAAUCAUUAGCAAUUUAUAAAUGUCAUACGUAUCAGCAGGAGUAAUAAAACUCAGAUAAGUAGGUAAUAAUAACUAAUGUACGCAAAACGUCUGAAACCUUGUGAAAUUAUGUGAAAAAAAAAUACUUUACUUUACUAAUAUUUUGGUUGUUGGGAGUAGGAAAAUUAUGUAAAUACUUAUUUAAAUUUGUCAUCUAUAUUACAAAAUUGGAUAUUGUUAAAUAUCAUAUUAAUAACGUGAAAUUUCUGUUAACCAACUUCAUAAUCGAAUGCAAUGUUUGCGGUCUCGGACCUGCAAGGCACUGUUGCUUCCAUCAAAAUAGGAUUAAGAUUUCUAUUGUAACCUUUACUGGUUUAGUAAUGUACCUAUGACACCAUUAGCAAUAAAUAUAUCCUAUUUUGCAAUAAAUUAAUAAAAAUGUUUAUAUGUCAAACAUGCCAA